UCCUCUCGGCCCCGACCGCUGCGUGACGCAAGAGAGAGAGACCGACAGAGACAGCCAUUCUCGGCUUGCAUUGGCCCCCGUUCUCAACCAACGGCGAACCCGACUGCCAUCGCCACCCACGGCCUCCAAGACGACCGCCUUGGCCUCGGACGCUUCUCGUAUCCCACCGCGAUCAGAACCCUAGAUAUUUCCCGGCCCAUCACUCAUGACGCCCGUGCUUCCGUCACUAUAAACCUUAGUGGCGCCGCUUCAGCUGGAAUUGUCAAUCCUCAGCCAGCAACUGCACAGAUACAAGCCGACAUCAUGGAGGCACCUUCGAGAUACAGGGAGCCUGCGGGUCUUCCCAGCAUAUUUAUAGACUCAAACCCAAGAGACUCAAACCGCUUCGACUCUAGCAGUUACUCCUCCUCUGUCGCCAUCCCAGGUUCCGGAGACAGAAUCAACGCACCGCCGCCCUUACCACCACCACGACUUCCCUUUGACGAUCCUCACAUGCAUCACCAGGAGCCCAGACAACACUACCGCGAUCCCUCAUCAUACAGCCCUAGAGAACAUAGUUACCACGACAGCUUGGGAAGUUUGGAUGACAGGCCACACUACAUGAGGUCCGGUUACAGGCACGAUGAGGGUUAUGCCAGCAUGGGUUCGUCUUCAGCUUCGGCUUCCACAAGAUCUGAAUGUUCCUUGCCGAGCAUCUCGGCCGGGUUUGGUCUGCACCACAACCAGUUCCAGUUCCAGUCUGGCGCCGACGCUUUCACCGACAUGAAGAAGAAGCUCGCUCCCCUAAAGACGUUCGAUAACAAGCCGCCUGGCUCACUCCUCAGUGCGUCAAGCACAUCAUCAACUAGCGACCCUUUCUCGAGGAGGCUUUCUGGCGACAUGCGGGUACCGCCGCUCUCCGUGCCCACCAGUCUUCCGUUGCACCUCAAGACGUCAAACCUACUAGACUCUCCCGACAGAUACACGCAGACUCCUCACUCUGCCCUCUCACCUUCCCCUAGGAGCCAGCCAUUCCAUCUCGGCCAGGACUAUAGGUCACCUCGGUCCGUCUCCGACCUCGACAGGUCACCGCCUACUCGCACCAGAAGGAAUAACAGCGACGAUGCAUCAUCGCACAGCUACGAAGUGGAGGAGAUGGAAAUGGAGGAGACCAAUUCUAUGAAGAGAUUGCGGAUAGAGGAUCCCAUGAGAGCACACUACGAUGGUGCUGGGGCGAAGCGCCGUGCAUCCGCUGAUCCCGACGACAGCGUACCACUUGGUUUCACCACCCAGAGUGACUUGCUACGCCGUCGCGAUGGAAACCAAAGAGGAUCCCCCACGCCUCGACUGAGUGUCAUCCCUCAAGGAUCAAUCUCUUCGCCAUCCGGUCGCGCAGGGUCUUACAGCUCUAACCUAUCACUACUCACCGGGAGCAUUACCAGCAUGGGCUCGUCGUCGUUUGGCCGAGUCUCUCCAGGGGGCCUUUCCCCAGGUGGAAUUUCGCCCGGCGGAACCGACCCCAGCUGCAGCUCUCCCUACAGUGCAUCAAUGUCGCUCAACCCCUCGCCUCGCGGUUCCCUUUCCAGGGCACCCCACCAGCGGACCAUUAGCGAAAGCCGGCCUCUCGCUUCUCCCCGCAAGCUUACGGAGGUGAGCAAGCCUGGUGGAACCAAAAUUUCGGGAUUCUUCAUGUGCGAUUGUUGCCCGAAGAAACCCAAGAAAUUUGAGUCGGCUGAGGAGUUGGCGUCUCAUGAAGCCGAGAAGCAGUAUGAAUGUUCUUUCUGCGGAAAUCGAUUCAAGAACAAGAAUGAGGCCGAACGCCACCAGAAUAGUCUUCAUGUUCGCAGACACAGCUGGAGUUGCUCAGCCCUGAAUGGCUAUGAUCGUGCGUUCCACGACAGUACCAAUCGCCCCGGUGAAGCAGACUCUUGUGGCUACUGUGGUGAGGAGUUUCCUAGAAACGGGAGAGGCCCUGGUGCUUCCGCACCGCGACACGCUACCGACCAGGAUUGGGAAGAGCGCAUUCGCCAUCUCCAAGAAGUACACAAGUUCAGGGAGUGCAACAGCAGCAAGAAGUUUUUCCGCGCAGAUCACUUUCGGCAGCAUCUUAAGCAUAGCCACGCAGGCACAAGCGGCAAAUGGACGAACAUGCUGGAAAAUGCUUGCAUGCUGGAUGAAGAUCCUACUCCGAGAUGA
Molecule: messenger RNA, 2175 nt
Organism: Colletotrichum abscissum
Lineage: Eukaryota; Fungi; Ascomycota; Sordariomycetes; Glomerellales; Glomerellaceae
Exons: 3
Biological process (GO): regulation of transcription by RNA polymerase II
Cellular component (GO): nucleus
Molecular function (GO): RNA polymerase II transcription regulatory region sequence-specific DNA binding; DNA-binding transcription factor activity, RNA polymerase II-specific
Source: RefSeq, a predicted model, not a curated record